This is a messenger RNA of Sitodiplosis mosellana (orange wheat blossom midge), 1459 nucleotides long. RefSeq names its product xaa-Pro aminopeptidase ApepP-like. NCBI's taxonomy places the organism in Eukaryota, Metazoa, Arthropoda, Insecta, Diptera, Cecidomyiidae. The record is from RefSeq and is a predicted model, not a curated record. The transcript is spliced from 5 exons. The coding region runs from base 218 to 1459 and encodes 413 amino acids.
GUUCGUAAACAGCCUCGCAUGUAUUUUAAAUUAGUAAACAACUGUCAACCAAAUCUGACAUUGUGGCAAGUGAUUUCAAAAACAAAAGUCAUUUAGCCGUAUUCAACAUUGUAUGAGGAUUUAUUCACAGUUUUAAUCGUCAAAAGAUUUUUUUAUCGCAAAAUCGUAUCUUUCUGGCGAUUUUUAUUUUGGGGACACACGAGAAAGUAUUGAAUGAAUGAUGCGGAAAAAUACGACAAAAUUGUUAACCGAUUUGCGGGCGUUGAUGCGUCAAUUGCCCAAUAAUGGAGGGGCAGUGAGUGCGUAUAUUAUUCCAACGGAUGAUCCACAUCAAAGUGAGUAUAUCAGUGAAACCGAUGAGCGACGAUCGUUCAUUAGUGGAUUCGAUGGAUCGGCUGGAACGGCAAUUGUGACGCAAAAACAGGCGCUGCUGUGGACGGAUGGACGGUAUCAUCAACAGGCUGAACAACAGCUCGAUGAAAAUUGGACGCUGAUGAAAGAUGGCCUCACCACAACACCCACCAUGAGCAGCUGGCUAUCAAAUAACCUAUCAGCUGGCGAUCAAGUUGGCGUCGACGGAAAUUUAUUAUCGUUUCGCGAAUGGAACCCACUUUACACUGCACUUAGUGCAAAUGAUAUUCAACUGACUUCAAUCGAACAAAAUCUCGUCGAUCUCAUUUGGGAAGGACAUCCGCCCAGACAAUUUAAAUCCAUUAUUAGUUUGGAUUUGAGCAUCACCGGGAAGAAAAUUGGCGAUGCCGUGCAGUUGAUUCGAAAAGAAAUGCGAGAUAAACAUGCGAAUGUAUUGGUUGUGACCGCUUUGGAUGAAAUCGCUUGGUUAAUGAAUUUGCGUGGAUCGGACAUCGAUUACAAUCCCGUGUUUUAUAGUUAUGUUGUACUAACACAAGACGAACUAUAUUUGUUUGUUGAAAAGAAUCAACUGCCCGUCGGAUAUGAGGAGCAUUUCAGGAAGAAUAACGUCACGGUCAUUGUGGAUGAAUACGAAAAUGUGCAGACAAUACUGAAAGAUUUGAUCAAAAAAUCGACGGGAAAAGUGUGGAUCAGUCCAACUUCAUGCUAUGCUUUGAGUGCAUUGAUUCCAGAGAAGAAGUUAUUGCACGAAGUGUCGCCGGUUUGUGCAAUGAAAGCGGUUAAGAAUGCAGUUGAAGCGCAAGGCAUAGUCGAUUGCCACAUUCGUGAUGGAAUUGCACUUUGCAAGUAUUUUGCUUGGCUUGAAGAUGCUCUCAACCGAGGAGAGAAGGUCGACGAAAUUUCUGGAGCUACUAAAUUGCAAGGAUUCCGAGAAAAAUUGCCGAAAUUUGCUGGUCUUAGCUUCUCCACUAUCAACGGCUCCGGUCCAAAUGGUGCAAUCAUUCAUUAUCACCCAACACCCGAAACCAAUCGACCAAUUACACUGAAUGAAAUGUACCUAUGUGAUUCGGGCGCGCAGUUCCAGUAA